Messenger RNA from Pistacia vera, 2092 nucleotides. Its product is annotated as protein EMSY-LIKE 1-like. Bases 721 to 1791 code for a protein of 356 amino acids. Gene Ontology annotation, cellular component: nucleus. The transcript has 11 exons. The record is from RefSeq and is a predicted model, not a curated record. Gene Ontology annotation, biological process: defense response to fungus. NCBI's taxonomy places the organism in Eukaryota, Viridiplantae, Streptophyta, Magnoliopsida, Sapindales, Anacardiaceae.
AUGAAUACAAACCCCUCUCUCUUUCCCUCUCCCUCCUUAAUCCAUUUUCCUCUCUCUCUCUCUCUCUCUCUCUGUAUACAGAACCUCUCUGCCUUUCACUCUUUAAACAAUUCCCUCUAAAACCUUUGAAAAACCAAAAAAGAAAAAUAAUAUAUAUAUUUUUAAGUCUCUGUAACGGGCCUGAAACGGUAACGUUUCACCAUUGCUAUCCCGACGCGUGAAAAUAAUCAAAAUCCCAAUCACCUUCUUUCCUCUAUCUUCUUUCAAACCCGCGUUUUAGCUUCAUUUCUCGUUUUGACUGUCUGGGUUUCUUGUUUUGUUUUGUUUCUUCGACGAAGAACUGAGUUUUUUGCGGUUCUUCUUAUGGAAUAUGAAGUUUGCGAUAGUAGCGGUUUAUUCACAGAAAACUGGAGGCGCUUUUUGCCGUUCCUAGCACUAUGGAUAUAAUUAUUUGAAUCCCCUUGUCAUCUGACCUAUAUGUGGAAUUAGAUGUUCAAAGAAUGAUGUAAUGUUGUCCUUAAUGUGACAAAAUUACCAACAACAGUGUUGACUACAAGUUUUUGUUAUAUUUAUGAUCCAGAACGUGCUCCAGCCAAAGUAAAACAGAAUUCUUAAAGGGGUACUGAUGAUGAUCUUCCUUCACAUCAAAAUAGAGCUCGAAUAGGUAGCCGUGUUACAGUGAAUGGACGAUCUGCUGUAGGUUCUGCCCCGUUUUCUAGGAUGCAUAGUGACAUGGAAGCUCAAAUUCAUCAACUUGAGCAAGAAGCUUAUUGUGCUGUUUUGCGGGCUUUUAAAGCUCAGUCUGAUGCCAUUACUUGGGAAAAGGAAGGUUUGAUAACAGAACUUAGGAAGGAGCUUAGAGUGUCAGACGAUGAACACAGGGAGCUUCUGACCAAGGUCAAUGGCGAUGACAUUAUCAAAAGGAUAAGGGAUUGGAGACAGGCAGGUGGACACCAAGCUGCUAGGCUUGCCACAUCUCAGCCUUCCCAUGAUCUGUUACCCAGCCCUAGUGUUUCUGCAUCCCGCAAGAGACAGAAGAUGUCUCAAUCGCAGGGUCAGCAAUUGCACAGUUUACCCAUGAUGAAUCCAUUGCAGUACACAUCUGCCGGUGCUGCUGGAAAUAGAUCAUUUGUAAAUCGCAGUUCUUCUGGUGCCAUUUCUGCAAAUGAACCUGAAGGGGCAAAUUCUUUAGUUGGAAGGAAAGUAUGGACAAGAUGGCCUGAAGACAACAACUUCUAUGAGGCUGUCAUUACUGAUUAUAAUCCUGUAGAGGGCCGACAUGCUUUGGUUUAUGAUAUUCAAACAACGAAUGAGACUUGGGAAUGGGUUAAUCUGAAAGAGAUUUCUCAUGAAGAUAUACGGUGGGAUGGUGAGGACCCAGGUGUAUCAUAUCGAGGGGGGCACGGUGGGCAAGGCCAUGGAGUUAAGAAACCUUUUGGCCGCGGUAGUCAUCCUCCAGGUGCUGGAAAAGGGAGAGGAUCCUCAAAGGGUCAGGGUCAGGGUCAGGGUCAUGUUCAACUUAGAAAAGAAUUUAUGCCAUCACAGAAUAGGAUUGAAAAGAAUGAUUCUGAUGAUAUUGAAUUACUUAACACAGAGACACUAGUACAGGAGGUGGAGAAGAUUUUCAAUGCAAUUCAUCCAGAUCCUCUAGAGCUCAAUAAGGCAAAGAAAAUGCUGAAAGAACAUGAGCAGGCACUACUUGAAGCAAUCUCAAGGCUUGCAGAUGCAUCUGACGGUGAAAGUGAUGGAGAACAACCAUUUUCACAUGGACAGCUAAUGGAACAUGAAUGACAGUGGAAGCACCACAUCAGUAUACCAACUUGAACCCCUCUAGGGCCAAUAAAAAGAAAGGACCAUGGUUUUGAAGUUGAUAACCGAAUGGUUGGAAGGUCAAGUUGGCAUCAUAUAAACAAAAAGAUGGGAAGAUAUCAUCGAGUUUCGUUUAUUUAUUUAAUUUUUUUUUUUUUCAAAUUGUUGGAUUUUUGCCUCUUUGCAGGGACAAGAAAAUGGCUAAUGUAACAAUGCAGUGCCCUAACUUAUGAUGCAGAAUCAUUUGGAACAGAUCUCAUUCCUGCACUUCAUCCUUUUCGGA